Molecule: messenger RNA, 1833 nt
Organism: Lachancea sp. 'fantastica'
Lineage: Eukaryota; Fungi; Ascomycota; Saccharomycetes; Saccharomycetales; Saccharomycetaceae
Source: the annotation of a GenBank genome assembly
AUGAGAGGCCGCACCACGUACAGCGAUCCCGCCCGCAACACUGAUACUGAUGUGGGCAAUACAAGCGAGCUUUCAGCCAUGUUCAGUGCGGACAAUCAUUAUAAGCAGAAACGAGUACCCCUACUGCGUACAACUUCACUCAAACUUCCAAAUAAACAGCUCUACACAGUGAAGGAAAAUAGCCAUGAGGAGCCAGCUAUCCCCAGCACAAAUGUCUCUUACCAUGCCUCGAAAUUGAUGGCGAACCGUCAGCGAAGUUCGGCAGCCAGCUUGCUCUAUACAAACGUGAAAAACAAACGCAACAGCAGUAAUCUUUCUUUGAAAGAUAUGCACAACAGCUCCACUGCGUCAAGUGGUCACAGCUCCGUCUCAAGCACCUCUCGUCCGGCAUUGAAUGUUGUUAUUCAGGAUCCAAAAAAUAGCAUCGCAGAUGCACCGUUGCCAGCUACCCAAAAUAACCCUAUCAAUCAUUAUCAAUUUGCCCGCAACAUGGCUACCAGACCUAAAAGCACUGGUACGGCUUAUUUGGCGGCAGACCGUGCAGGCUCGACAACCUCUCUCAAUGUAGAGCUUCGACCGCACAAAACCAACGCAAACACGUCUGGAUCACAGGGCUCAACCCUGUGGCCCCAUCCCGUUCAUAUAAAACCGGGUGGUCAUCUCUCGCAGGCCGAGAAGACCUCCACCUUGGGAGUGGCUGGCACAAAUGGCGACCACACUGUCAUGUCUUUGGGUAAGGAUGCAGCAGGUGAGAACGCGCUUUUAGAGACUCAGAUCGAGACCGCAAUGAGUGAAGAACUCUUCUCAAAGGACUAUGUUUUUGAUAAUUGCUUCGAUGACAUUAUACAAGACACAGCGACUGGUGGAAAUGAUAAAUUUCGCAGUGCUGCGAGCUCUAAUCAGUCCCCCCUCACGCGAAUGCCAGCCAGAAGACUGUCUAAGACUGAUUCUGCGACGCUGGAGGACUUUCAGCACGACCUACUGAAUAGGUCGAGUGCAGGGUCGCAGGACACGGCCUAUACGUCUCGUCUGCAGAUGAAGAUGGAAACCAUGAAAAACCGAUUCGACAGUUUCGUGACGAAUAAUGACUCUCUGGGCGCAUCCGGUAACUCUACUGCGAUACACCAAAUGGAUGCUUGCUCCCAUGAAAGUGACAACUCUAUCCUUUUCACCGUCCCGAAUGUUUCAAAGUCUGUGAUAGAUAUUUACCGCGAAAAGAACGAUGAAGCGGUCGCAGGCGACCCUAAGGUACAGUUUCCAAAGUUCUGGUUCCACCAUGAUUUGAGAACAAAGCUUUUGACAGAAGAACGAAGUAAUCAACUGAGGACUAUCGAACGGUUCUCUUCAUCAGGGGCAGCGGGCGAGAAAGUGGUAACUUCUAGAAUAAAGUCUUUAUCACAGGAGGGAUAUCUCACGGACCUCAGCGAAGUCAAGAAAGGUAAGAUUAACCGUGCAAGAGGGUUAGGUACUGAGACGCCUGUUUUAACCAUGACGAAUGCUCUGGAACACUCAGAAUUUGAACAACUUUUCUUGAGCACUAGAAAUUUUAUUUCAUCAGCAGAAAACUCAGAGGCCGUGCUUGAUCCCGAAAAGAUGUAUUUGAAAGAACAGAUUCUUUUUGGGAAAGCGGUUUUUAAUAAAUUUUGGCGCGACGCUGAGCAGAUCGAACUUAUGCAACUCAGUCUUCCCGGUUCAAGUGUUCAGCAGUCUGGGGAUGAAACUGCGACGACAAAAAUUGAUGGCGGAUCUGCUUCUUCCCAUAUUGAUCGGGUCUCCGAUGCUGGAAUGCCUUUCUCAGUCCCUCCAAAUCUUCUACGGCAAGCGAGCCACUGA